Molecule: messenger RNA, 1743 nt
Organism: Pestalotiopsis fici W106-1
Lineage: Eukaryota; Fungi; Ascomycota; Sordariomycetes; Amphisphaeriales; Sporocadaceae
Exons: 2
Coding region: 1-1743 (580 amino acids)
Biological process (GO): phosphoenolpyruvate transmembrane import into Golgi lumen
Cellular component (GO): Golgi apparatus; endoplasmic reticulum
Molecular function (GO): antiporter activity; phosphoenolpyruvate transmembrane transporter activity
Source: RefSeq, a predicted model, not a curated record
AUGCCGCAUUCCACAUCCUCCGGCUCGUACUCUCGCGAGCCAUCCGUGUCGCGCGCAACCUCCAAGUCCGGCGCCGACAGCAGGGAUGUCGAUACGGGGCUCGAGAAGUUUCCCGACCACAUUGAUGCGCCCAUGUUUGCAGACAACGGUUGGAGAGAUCCGAGCCCCUCCCUGGGCUAUGCCAACGGCAGAAACGGAGCCAAUGCGCCGGCAGUGGAGAGGUGGCAGCCGCGGCGGGAGAGCCUCCAGGCGAGAAAUGUAAGAUGGGGCCAGAUGGGAACCAACGGCCCUUCGCGGCAUGGACACGGACAUUCAAAGCAGAAGAGCAUCAGUGAAGCUUUCCGGACAAUUAGGGGGAGAAACGGCAGCGUCAGUCAAAAUGCGCACGAAAUAGCCGAUGCUCUAAAGGCGCCGCUGUCAUGGCAGCUUAUUGGGCUCUGCGUCAUGUGGUAUAUGUCCUCGGCCUUGACCAACACCUCGUCCAAAUCCAUCCUGAACGCCUUUGACAAGCCUGCAACCUUGACCAUGAUCCAGUUCUUCCUCGUUGCAUUCUACUGCAUUACUUCGUCUUGGUUGGCCUCUGUAUUCCCGAAACUCCGGACUUCGAUACCGGCCCUCAAGAACCCCAUUCGACAACCCUCGAGAGAUGUCAUCAAUACGACAUUGCCUCUGGCUGCCUUUCAGAUUGGCGGUCACCUUUUGAGUGCAUCAGCCACCUCCAAGAUACCUGUAUCUCUGGUACAUACGGUCAAGGGUCUGUCGCCUCUCUUCACCGUCCUCGCCUAUCGACUGGUUUUCAACAUCAAGUAUCCAAGAGCAACGUAUUACUCCCUUAUACCUCUAACCAUGGGAGUUAUGCUGGCUUGUUCGGGUAACCAUACGUUUGGAGGUGAAAUGCUAGGUCUGAUAUACGCAUUUCUUGCUACGAUACUGUUUGUGACGCAAAACAUUGUGUCAAAACGGUUGUUCAAUGAGGCUGCGAAGGCUGAAGCAGAGGGACAUGCGGCCAAGUCUCAAAAACUUGACAAGCUCAACCUUUUGUGCUAUUCCUCUGGCAUGGCCUUUGUUCUUACCUCACCCAUAUGGUUCUGGAGCGAGGGCAUUUAUCUGCUCAAGGACUUCCUGACAGAUGGCUCGCUUGAUUUGAGUGGCAAAGCCAACAGCAUGGACCACGGCCGGUUGUUCCUGGAAUUUCUCUUCAACGGUACUUUCCACUUUGGACAGAACAUCUUGGCAUUUGUUCUCCUAUCAUUAGUCUCACCAGUCACCUACUCAGUAGCGUCUUUGCUGAAGCGGGUAUUCGUCAUUGUGGCUGCUAUUAUCUGGUUCCAGAACAAGACUACCAGAAUCCAAGCCGUGGGCAUUGGUCUGACUUUUGUUGGCCUCUACCUGUACGACCGCUCUAGUGAGAGCAAUAAGGCAGAUAAACGCGCCCGUAUGCUCAGUCAAAGCAAUGUAGACCGGCCACUGCUGCCACUCAACACGCAAGGCCCACUGAUUGGUCCGAAUGCACUGGUUUUCGAAAGUCCUGCGGUCGCUUCGGCAGCGCCUAGCCCGUACGUGUACACAAACGGAAGUACAGCGCUUGCCAAUGGGGGAAGCGACGAUUCUAAGAAGAGCGACGACACUCGUGGCGCGCGGCAGCGAGGUAACAGUAAUGCUACAUGGCUCGCUCCGGGCACCAGGCAGGAAGAUACCUGGAGAUAUCAGGAUCGGCUCCAGCAGCCUCAACAUGUUCAAUAG